Molecule: messenger RNA, 819 nt
Organism: Giardia duodenalis
Lineage: Eukaryota; Fornicata; Diplomonadida; Hexamitidae
Product: putative Extracellular nuclease
Exons: 1
Coding region: 1-819 (272 amino acids)
Molecular function (GO): nuclease activity
Source: RefSeq, a predicted model, not a curated record
AUGCUUGCUGUCUCACUGCUUCUGGGUUUGGCGCUUGCCAAAGAGAGUCUAGUGAACUCGACAGCUUAUGGAGCAAGCUUCAGAUCCUUUUUAACGAAGAACUACGCAGAGCACACGCAUCUGGGAUACAAGAGAGCGCGUCUAGAGAUGUACGGAUUCAUUUAUAACAACCCUUUGACUAAUGCUGUCACGUGCGUAUACACUGGGAGAGAGCUAGACUGUCCCUACAUGACGGAGGAGACCAAUUGUAAUGAAGACCUGAACUGUGAGCAUGUGGUUCCCCAAUCCCUUUUUGAUAGUUUAGAACCCAUGAAGAGCGACCUCCACCACCUCUACCCAGCACUAGCAGCAGCAAACAGCGCCCGCUCCAAUUACCCCUUCGAUAACAUCCCGACAGAAAACGUGUCUGCGUGGUAUGGCAAAAAUAACAUCACAGAAGAGCCUCCCCGAUUCCCUAAUAGAUACAGCAAAGUAGAAAAGGGUGUGUGCUUCGAACCGAGAGAUGCGGUUAAGGGAAAAAUCGCACGAGCAGUUGCAUAUUUCUUCGUAGCCUAUCCAGACUACUUUGACCGGCUCGGAGACGUCAUGGAUGUUGACACUCUGCUUCACUGGAACGUCCUGCAUCCUCCAACUGCCGAAGAGCUAGACGAACACGACCGUAUUGUCACAGUCCAGGGGAAUAAAAAUCCAUUUGUAGUGGAUCACCUAUGGAUGGUUAGGGCGUACUGUGACGUUAGUUCGUGGGGCUGUCAAGAUUUCGAGGGCGUUAGUGCGGAGUCCUCGGAGUACACGGACGUCGAGCAAGCGCUCUGUGGUUGA